AUGUCGGUGCGCCUCGACACGACCGACGCGCGCUUCGUUGACGUCAUCCACACCGACGGCACGUCCAUCUUUCUACUUGGGUACGGCAUGUCGCAGCCCUGCGGACACGUCGACUUCUACCCGAACAACGGCAAGGAGCAGCCAGGGUGCUCCGGCACCGACGCGCCUCUGCCACUCACGCUCAUCCGCGAGGGCCUGGAGGAGGCCAGUCGCGUGCUGGUGGCGUGCUCGCACGUGCGAGCCAUCAAGCUCUUCACCGACUCCAUCAACACCCCGUGCCCUUACAUCGCCCACAAGUGUGACUCCUACGAACACUUCCUUGAGUGUGGUAACCUCAUAACUGAAGUGGAGCAGUUCAGUCCAAUUGUGUCCUAUAUUUUGUUUAGUUUUGUUGCUGCAAAACCGCCCUGUACAUUUUUUGGUUUGUCCUCCACUGCCACUCAGGGUCAACUCCUCCGAGUGCAGAACGAGAAGACGAUCCUCAAGUCAAACUUCGAUCCCAAAAAGGAAACCAAAAUGAUAAUCCAUGGCUUCAUUGAUACGCCGCUCAGCUCUUGGGUGAAGGAGAUGAGAAGAGAGCUGCUCAAGAACUCCGACUGGAACGUGGUGGUCGUGGACUGGGCAGGCGGCUCCCUGCCACUCUACACGCAGGCCACGGCCAACACGCGGCUGGUCGGGCUGGAGGUGGCGUACUUCGUCAACUACUUGCAGGAGCACAUGGGCCUGGACCCGGGCAAGGUGCACAUGAUCGGGCACAGCCUGGGCGCGCACACGGCAGGCUACGCCGGCCAGCGCAUCUCGGGGCUGGGCCGCAUCACGGGGCUGGACCCCGCGGAGCCCUACUUCCAGGGAAUGCCCAUGUCGGUGCGCCUCGACACGACCGACGCGCGCUUCGUUGACGUCAUCCACACCGACGGCACGUCCAUCUUUCUACUUGGGUACGGCAUGUCGCAGCCCUGCGGACACGUCGACUUCUACCCGAACAACGGCAAGGAGCAGCCAGGGUGCUCCGGCACCGACGCGCCUCUGCCACUCACGCUCAUCCGCGAGGGCCUGGAGGAGGCCAGUCGCGUGCUGGUGGCGUGCUCGCACGUGCGAGCCAUCAAGCUCUUCACCGACUCCAUCAACACCCCGUGCCCUUACAUCGCCCACAAGUGUGACUCCUACGAACACUUCCUUGAGGGGAAAUGCUUCAACUGCGUGGGCAACUCCAGCAACUGCGCGCUCAUGGGCAUGCACGCCACCGAGACGCCCGUCGGGCCUCCAGGGAGCAAAUAUUACGUCGCCACCGGGAAAGAUUCGCCAUUCUGCCGCCGGCAUUACCGCAUCACCGUCCACCUGGCACGACCGCCGCGGGCCGAAUCCUGGGUCCAAGGCUUCAUGAAGGCGACGAUCCACAGCGAGAACGGUGUCGCCCGCAACCUGGACCUCACGCCGAGCGGGUACGUGCGCCUCGAGCACGGUGAGGCGCGCAGCUUCGUCGUCACGCACCCCAUGGACAUGGGCCCCGUGCGGCGCGCCGAGCUCUACUGGGAGUACGACAUGGACGUGCUUCAGCCACGCUCGCUCUGCUUCUUCUGGUGCAACGACCACCUGUACGUGUCGCACGUACAGGUGCAGAGGCUGGACAUGGAGCUGGCGGGGCCCGAGGACGGCGCCCGCGGCAAGAGGAACGUGGAGCCCGCGCCGCAGCUAUGCACCGUGGGCUCCAGGGAGUACGCCGACAUCGCCUCCCGCUCGUCGGCCACCUUCUAUGACAACUGCGGCACCACCAAGGGCAACCGACACUACACGGAGACCAACGAGGACACGUGAUGGUGAUGAAGUGAUUGUGUGUGUGUGUGUGUGUG
Molecule: messenger RNA, 1850 nt
Organism: Frankliniella occidentalis (western flower thrips)
Lineage: Eukaryota; Metazoa; Arthropoda; Insecta; Thysanoptera; Thripidae
Product: pancreatic triacylglycerol lipase-like
Exons: 9
Coding region: 1-1815 (604 amino acids)
Biological process (GO): lipid metabolic process
Molecular function (GO): protein binding; triacylglycerol lipase activity
Source: RefSeq, a predicted model, not a curated record